UUCCUCAUUCUCUGCUUUAUUCCAACUCUCACCUCCUCCGCAUAACACAGCCCCUCCCACUGUGGAGUCCCACUUUAUCUUUUUUUCUGAAAAGAGAGAGUCCUUCAAGUGAAAGUUGGAAGAGUGAGAUCUCAGGAUGAACUAGACACUGGCAGCCUGACAAAAAGCAAGUGGAGCAAACAGCAGCUGAAGAGUCGAGUCGAUUGAUGACCUCACAUUUGUGCCUCGUUAGCGUAGGAUUAAAAAGCUGGCCGAACCUUGCAGCUUUUUUCUCAGUUGGGUCAUCGCAAUGUCUCUGCAGGUCAUAGUGAGGUCUUCCAUCUUGGCCUUGCUGCUGGCUGAGGUUUCCUGCCUGCCUGUUCAACAAGGUGGAUACUCGAGGUACUCUGUUGCUCCGACCAAUGUUCAGGGAAACCACCAGAUGAACCAACUAGGCCAUUACCAGCCCGCUAUGCAGCCUCGAGCGCUGCCUCACAAGACCCAAGCAGCGCCUAAAGGUGUCGGCUUCGCCCAGCAAGAACCUGUGCCACAGACGGGACAAUACGUUUCUGAAUGGGCUGUUGCCCCGCUAGCCAUGCACACCCAGAGUGAGGCAGCUGAGUCAGCGUAUGUUAGCCCACCAGUGCUGCCUCCUGAGUCCCAGUUCCAGGCAGGGGACCUGUACCACUACAAGACUCUCUCUGAGCACGGCCUAGCUGAAUCUGAAACAGAGGAGCUAGGAUACUUGCUUCCUCCACCUCCACCUGAAUCACCGCCGAGUGUCGCCAGCCGGCCCCCGCCUCCUCCUCCUCCAAAGUUUGGCCCUGGUCUAGUCUGGGGUGUCUAUCCUCCUUACACCCACAUGUUCUUGACAGGGCAGAUUCCCAAAGGAACGCUCAGGCACUUCAGUGCAACAUAUGAGAAGGGGAAUGACAACUGGGGAGAAGACCAUUACGAGAGCUACCACUAUCCAUCAGAACCGAUUCCGCCGAGUGAUCCAACAACUCAGAACAAAGUCUUCCCCUCUAAAUGAAACAGUGUUGCAAGAUUAAAAAUAAAAAAAAUAAAGAAAAGCCAGGAAUCUGCUUUUGCUGUCUUGGAGCUUUAUAAGAUGGACAUUUUUGGAAGUCAUAAAUUCAACUGAUGGCUGAGGGUUAAAUAAAGCUCCUUGUUCAAAACCCAGUUGAAUGGCACAGGUCAAUGGUCAGAUCCUGCAAGGCUUCAAACACUGUGUGCUGCGUUUCCACAACACACACAGCUGUCACACCCCCCUGGACCAUGCCUGUGGAAAUGUGGCUCUAUUUUGGGGUCUUGUGUUCUUCGAAAGGUCAGAUAAAGAAGCCCAGGCAUCCUCACAAAUGGGAAAUGGUGUCGGGUGAAGGAGGUGAGGGUGGACAUAGCCACAGACAAGUCAGAGCAGCAGGCGAGAGGGCAGGACAGAGGGUUCACUGUCGAGGAUCUCGAAGAUGGAAGAAGCAGCCAGAAAAACAGAGCCUUCAGAGAUCACUCUUGAUUCUGACCCCGACAACCAGACAGGUGAGACACAGGUGUCGGGGAGAGAGGAUUCAGUAGUAUCAGCCAGUGUGGAAGAAGCACAUGAAGAAGCGAAGGUGACGGAGGAGAAUGAGAAAGAGGAAGGUAUAGAACCGGAAAAGACAGAAGAGGAUGCUGAUACAGCAGACAAGGAUGAAGCUCAGGCAUCUGAGUUAGAAGUCGAAGAUCAUGACCAGGACAAGAAGCCCUGUGAUGCAGAGGCUGACAACUCAACACCAAAAGAAGAAAGUCAGGACAAAGACAAGCAAGAAAAAAAGACAGAGGAGAGAACAGAUGAAUCAAAGAACAAUGAAACAGGGGAAGCUGAGGUGGAGUUGAAGGACCAAAGCAAUGAGACUAAAGCAGUUGAAAAUGAAAAGGUCGAGAAUGAUUUGAACCAGAAGACUUCAAGAGGAGCGGAAAAAAAGAAAGCGAAAACCAAAGAAGCUAAAGUAGAGGAGAAGGAAACAGAAGCUCUGAAGGAAUCUGAGAAGCAAGGGAAGACAAAGAGAAAAAGCGCACCUCCUUCUUUGUCUCGCCCCAGACCCUCUGCUAGAGCCAUGAGGGCUUCUGCGAAGAAGGAUAUCAUCGCCAAGUUCCAACAGGGUGCCCCAGAGACUCCGAUACCAUGCAAUUUCAAAAUUCAAAAGUCAUCGACAGCUCUGGCCACAGGUGCUUCGAUUAAACAGAAGAUGCUUCAGUGGUGUCGCAACAAGACCCGAAAGUAUGAGGGCAUCAACAUUGAGAACUUCUCAUCUUCCUGGUGUGAUGGAAUGGCUUUCUGCGCGCUCAUCCAUCGUUUCUUUCCAGACGCCUUCGACUUCAGCACUUUGAACCCGAAAGAGAGGGAGAAGAACUUCACCUUGGCCUUUAGAACUGCAGAGUCUCUAGCGGACUGUUGCCCUCUGCUGGAGGUCGAAGACAUGCUCAUGAUGGGGAACAACCCAGACCCCAUGUGUGUGUUCACCUACGUCCAAUCCCUUUGCCACAGUCUCACCAAGAUCGAGAAGGAAAGGAAGGACAAAGAAAAGGAGAAAGCAAAUGAGGAAAACAAGCAAAAGGAGGAUGCUGCAGAGGAAAUCUCAACGGAGAAAGAUGAUGGGGAGCUAGGGGGCGAGACAGUGGACGUGGAGAAUAAAAACAAUGAGGAAGGAGAGGAGACACACAACACAUGUGAGGCGGGGGAGAAUGGGUGUGCGUUAGUUGAAGCAGAAUCUUAGUUGAUGGGAUAGGACGCCGGGUUAGAAAGUCUUAGCUUGAAUAUCAGUGGUGUGGAGAAGAAAGACGACUUUAAGUACCUUUGUGUUUUUUUUUGUUUGUUUUUUUUAUUCACUGAUUAAGAUUUGUUUUGUGCACAGACAUUUGAUUUUGCUUUAUAUGAAUAAAUGUGAUUCCUGAUUUUAUAUGCAGCAUAAAAUUAAUUUGCAUCAGACACACUAUGAGCGCGGGUCAUUUCCUACAGAGAUGCAUGGAGAUCCAGUGUUGAGGAUUCAAGUCGGCCAUGUUGUCUGCAUUUGUGUGCCUCUUAAAAAUGUCAAAUAAUGGACUGUUAGUGAUCUGUUGAUGCUGAAAGCCAAGUUAACCAGUACAAAUAUAUUUAUGUUUAAUAUACUCUAAAUGACUAAAUAUACUCUAAACUCUUUGUUGCUUGGUGUGAGCUGAACCAUCUGCAGCUCAAUGUGGCAAAGUCCAAAGAACUGGUGGUGGCCCCAAGGAGGACCAAGUCUCAUGUGACCCCCGUUUCCAUCCGGGGGGGUCAACGUGGAUACGGUCGAGGACUAUAAAUAUCUUGGGGUCUACAUAGACAAUAAACGGAACUGGGCUCGGAACACUGACGCCGUUUACAAAAACGGUCAGUUUUUGUAAAGUUGUCAGUUUUGUUGAGUUGUCUCUUUUUCUUGAGGAGGAUCAGGUCCUUCAACAUCUGCGGGACAAUGCUGAGGAUGUUUUAUGAGUCGGUGGUGUCCAGUGCAAUUCCGUUCGCUGUGGUUUGCUGGGGCAGCAAAUUAAUGGUGGCGGACACUAACAGACUCAACAAACUCAUCCGCAAAGUUCGUGAUGUGGUGGGGGUGAAACUGGACUCCUUGGAGACGGUUAUGGAGAGAAGGAUGCUCCUGAAACUAUGGAGCAUCCUGGACAACAUCACCAAUACAACAACAACAGGAGCACAUGGACCAAUAGACUGAGACUACCCAACUCAAAGACCGAGCGCCACAGGAGCUCCUUUCUUCCCGUGGCAAUAAAAACAUACAAUUUGUCUCUGAAAAAAUACAAUGAAGGGAUUU
Synchiropus splendidus (mandarinfish) is the source of this 3797-nucleotide messenger RNA. RefSeq names its product smoothelin-like 1 (gene smtnl1). Gene Ontology annotation, molecular function: protein binding. NCBI's taxonomy places the organism in Eukaryota, Metazoa, Chordata, Actinopteri, Syngnathiformes, Callionymidae. The record is from RefSeq and is a predicted model, not a curated record. Gene Ontology annotation, cellular component: microtubule organizing center; filamentous actin. Gene Ontology annotation, biological process: actin cytoskeleton organization. Bases 1446 to 2732 code for a protein of 428 amino acids. The transcript is spliced from 10 exons.